Messenger RNA from Oryzias melastigma (Indian medaka), 3699 nucleotides. RefSeq names its product solute carrier family 22 member 6. Gene Ontology annotation, cellular component: membrane. The coding region runs from base 449 to 2020 and encodes 523 amino acids. Gene Ontology annotation, molecular function: transmembrane transporter activity. The record is from RefSeq and is a predicted model, not a curated record. Gene Ontology annotation, biological process: transmembrane transport. NCBI's taxonomy places the organism in Eukaryota, Metazoa, Chordata, Actinopteri, Beloniformes, Adrianichthyidae. The transcript is spliced from 10 exons.
UUCUAAAUGUUCCCCACCAUUUGUUUGAGUAGGCAACAUACAACUUUUUUUCUCGUAUUUUAACAACUUUAAAGUUUUAAUGCAGAAAAAAAAAUCAUUUUGGUCGUAAAAUGGCGUAAAAAUUAGCAUUUUUAAGAGGUAAAACAAUUGAAACCGUAGUCUUUUUUUUGUCUUUUUGUGGGGCAUUGACACACUGUGACCAGUGGGUGUCGCUGUUUCCCCGCUUAAUGCGCCCUCGCGCGCCCCUUUCUAGGGAAAGAAGGCGGGGGUUGAAACAACAGAAAGUUCAGCCUAAAUGUGACCCGCCUGCUGCCUGCUGGCAGCCCCGCUACUAUCCUGUGACAGCAGCAGCUGCUGCCGCAGAGCACAGAACCCCACGGCAACAUGAGCAGCUCCUGAGCGUCUGGCCUGCCACACGAGAAGUCCCCGCACGCGCGCCCCGCCGGACAUGUCCCCCCUGCAGGUCUCCGUCUACUGGCGCCUCUCCCUCAUUUUCUUCUUCACGUCGUUUCUUUUCUUUUUGGACAUUUUUACCGCCGCCAAAGCUGCUGAAACGUGUCGCCAUGACAACAGCACUGCCGCGUCCUUUCGCCAUCGCGGAACUUUGUCCCCGAAGGCGGACGUCAACCAAUCAGAAGGCGAGGAAGUUUUGGAGGAGGAUUCUGAUUGGUCCGCGGAGUCGGCGGAGGGAGACUCAGUGUGCAGCUGGACCGACUGGUUGUCUUAUGGUCAGUCUGCCUACAUGAUAGGCCUUUUGCUGGGAUCCCUGGUGGGCGGAGCAAUAUCAGACUGGUACGGGAAGCGUCCGGUGCUGCUGGUGUGUGUGUGCGUGCACGCUGUCUGCGGACUUGUCCCCGUCAUCCUUCCUCAGCCGCUCGUCUUCAUCGGCGUCCGCUGCCUGACCGGGAUUUCGUGCUGCUGCAUCAACAUCUGUGCCUUCAGCCUAGCCGUGGAGUGGACCCUUCCCGCUGCUCGGCUAUGGCCCCCCGCCGUCCUGCCGUUUUGCUUCAGCUUGGGGACAAUGGGCGGGGCCCCUCUGGCCUGGAUCAGCCCCAGCUGGACACACCUACACCUGACUCUGGCUCUGCCGCAGAUCGUGUGUCUGCCGCUCUUCUUCUCAAUACCAGAGUCUCCGCGCUGGUUGUUUCUACGAAAGAGGAUGGAAGUGCUGGAGCGUUACCGCGGCAACAGCCCUGCAGAUAAACAUUGCCUGGACCUGCUGCUGGACUCAGCCUGGUCAGACCUGCAGAAGGCUGUCGAGGUGGAGGAGGAGGUGCCUGUCAGUGCAGGCCACGCCCCCAACGACUUCACCCAAUUGAGGCAUCCGACGAUUCUGUUGCGGCUCUUCGUCAUGAGUUAUCUGAGUGCCGCAUCCGCCCUGACCUACUUUGGGAUUUGCAUGAACAUCGGCUCGUUCGGCGUCGGCGUUUACACCGCCCAGUUCUUCUCCGGUCUGUCGGAGGCCCCCUGCCUGCUGGUGCCGCUGGUUCGGUUGGGGCGCCGGCCGAUCAGCGUGCUGUCUCUGUUCCUGAGCGGCGCAGCCUGCUUUGUGUCCCUGCUGCUGUCCAGAUACCACUGUCCUCCAGUGUUGGUGAUGAGUCUGGCUCUGCUGGGAAAGCUCUGCAUCCUGGCUACCAUGUUCAUCUUCAUGCUGUACAGCAUCGAGCUGUUUCCCACUGUUGUCAGGCAACGCUGCAUAUCUCUGGUCAACCUGUCCUUCCGCCUCGGCUGUCUGGCCACCACGCUCGUGCCCCCGAGCCCCAGCGGCGCCAUCUCGCUGGCCGCCAUGAUCGUGUACAGCAGCGGGCCGAUCUUAGGCUGCUGUCUUUGCCUACUGCUGCCGGAGACCAGCGGCCUGCCGCUCCCAGACUCUCUGGACGACUGUCACAAGCAGCCUAAGUCACACCCGCUAAACCUUGGCGCCCUCUGGAGGUGGAGGACGCAGCCUCACCCCCCGCAGACAAAAGAGCGCCCCCUUCCUGACAAGAGCGAGAAGCACUCGACCACGCCUUUUAUUUGAGUUUUUGUUUGUCGCACUCAACUUAGUAGACCAAAGAGCCACAGGAACAACAAACGACAGUUUAUUUUCACAUGAUUUCAGUUUUUAUUGGGGGAUUGUUGUUAACAUUUUUGUCUUUUUAGGACUUUAUACUUUUUUUUACACUGUGUAAAUGAGCGAUCUUCAAUUUUAGAUUGUUCAAGCUGCACCUUCACCAAUCUACUUAAUUUAGAUCAAAUCUGGAAGCUGUCAAGUGUGAAAGCAGCCCCGCUGCGAGGCUGCAUGUUACAAAGGGAAGCUGACAAAGCUGUUUUUCAGAGAGUUUAGAGUGGGGUCAAGUCCGAAACCACAAGAAAACGGCGAGAUUGAUUCCAGAACGACUGUCACUUUGUAUCUUUAUAGUUUUUUUUUAUCAAAAGUAGCUCACAGAAGCAUUUUUUUUUUGUUGUUGUUGAGAAGUUAAACUGUUUUUUACUUGUGCAGUGGGUAAAAGGAUAUGUUGCCUCAUCAUACUAAAGCAACCUGAAAGACAAAAAAAAACUAAAUAGAAGGGAAAAAAAUGCAUUUUUACAUUCCGGUAUGGAAAAAAACUCUACAAAAGUGCAAUAAAAAACCUCUGAAUCAUGUAAUAUAUUGAUUAUAAAUUAUAAACCUCUUUUUUAACAUCAUUAUUUUUAAGGGUUAUGCAACAGGGCAGUUGGAGGCUGACUCCACUCUCAGUCCAGAUUUGAAAAAUUCAACAAAAAAAGGGGGCGGGCUGAGCGGGGGAGGUGUGGUUGGAUCUGUGAUUGGCUGUGAGGUUAGCUUGAAGUAACGUCUGGUCUUCCCUCUCCAGGGAGGCGCUCAUGGUCCAGAUCGAAGGGGACCCAUGUCUGCCUGAGUGGUAAAAUAACACUAGCAUCAUAAGCUAAUAAAGGCUAACGUAUUAAGCAAACAAUCCCCAGUGAAACGUUCAUUGCAAAUCCAUCACCAGGACAGAGUUGCCUAACUUCCAAGUCCACUGGAAAGUUGUGCAAGCCAGUAGAUUUUUGACAACUGAAGGAAAUAGUGUACUUUAAUUUAUUUACUUCAUUUUAACAGCACACAACACACACUUACAUGAUACUCUUGUCCGGUGAAAAUGAAAGACUUUUUGUUUCUGCCCCAUUUAACCAAAUCAAUCAAGCUUAACAACCAGAUCUAUCUCUUUGUUUUUUAAUGGUAAUAUGUCGACUGGUUAGAAAAAGCAACAACAGGAGACAAAUAAAAUCAGAAAACAAAAGUAAAAAAGAAAUGAGCAGCAAAAACAACAAGGAAACAAUAAAUAAUAUAUAUAAUUUUUUAUUACAGCUAUGCGCCAUGCUAAAGCUAACAUGAGUUAAGGCAGAGACAGCCUCACCAUGGCAAGAGGGAGACUGUCAAGCUUUUGGGUUUUACUUUUAUGUGCUGGUUUUAUGCGCCUCAGUUGUCUUACACUACUAGGUUUUGUUAUUUUAGUUUGGGGUUUGGUAGUCUUAAUUUGUGGGCUUUGUUUAUUUGUUUUCUUUAGGUAGUUUUGGUUAGCAGGGAGCUACUGAAGGUCUCCCUAACUUAUUGUAUUUUUGGCCAAGGUUCCAAUUUGUCUUUUUGUUUGAACCAGCACACUAAUUAUUACAUUUUGUCCUUUCACUUCAGGACACAGGAUUUUCUUUCUUUAAUAAACUAUGUUCCUUUUAUUCUUA